AUGGACGACGACGACGACGACGACGACGAGCGGCCAAUUGAGGAGGGGGGGGCGGGGCGGCGCUACGGCUGGCCCUUAUUUUUUUUGGCGACGGUGUUCGGGGCCGUGUCCUGGACGACGACGGCGGCGGUGGUCCUGGAGCUGAAGCGGUCGCUGGGGACGAGCGUGGCGUCGACGGUCGAGAUCGCCCUGUUCACGACGUGGGCGACGAGCCUCGGCGCGUCCUUGAGCCUCGUCGUCGAGCUGUGCUGCGGUGCAUCGACCCGGGGCGUCCUCGCGCGGCUCGGGCCCGCGACGUCCGAGGCGCCGCCGUUCGUCGCUCUCUACCUGGGUUAUAUGUUGCUCCAGGGCUGCGCGCUGCUCUUAGUCUCCGCGACGGUCGUCGCGCUGGACUCGUCGGCGUCCAUGGUGCUCUGGAGCGCGGCCCUGAGCGCCGCAUACCUCGGGGCGGCGCCGACGCGGAACGAGCUCGCGGGCCUCGGCCUCAUCGCGGGCGCGCUGCUCGUCGUCGGCGGCGCGGAGGAGGCGCUCGGCGGCGGCGACGACGACGGCGCCCUCGCGUCGCUCUCGGCCGACGCGUCGAUCGGCGUCGGCGCCGCCUUCGCCAUGGGCGCGCUCUACGCGGGGACGAACGUGCUCUACGAGCGCGUCCUCACCGCGCGGGGCGACGCGGUCCCCGCGCUGGCCCUCAACGGCGUCGUGUGCGCCUCGUGUUUCCUCCUCCUCACGGGCGUCGCCUACCCGGCGCUCGGCGCGGCCGGCGUGCUCGACUCCGGGUGGGCGUGGCUCGGCGCGAUACGAGGCACGCCGGGCAUGGCCGCGCUCUUCCCGGCCUUCGUCGCAUCCAAGCUGCUCUGGUACAGCCUCGAGACGCUCCUCGUCAAGGAUAUGGGCGCAAUCUGGACCGCCAUCUCUGGCGUCGCGCUCAUCCCACUCCUCUGGCUCACGGAGCUCGUCGCGCACUACGCUUUUGACGCCUUCUUCGGCGUCUCCUGGACAACGCCGGACUCGUGGUGCCAGCUCGCGGCCCUCUUCGCCCUCGUCCUCGGAGCUGUUAUCUACUACGGGCUCUGGGUGGUCGUACCCGAGCCCGAGGAGACCGACGCCGCGCCGAGCCCGAAGCCCGCGGCGGAGCCCCUCAUAAGCAAAACUAACCCUUGA
Messenger RNA from Aureococcus anophagefferens, 1161 nucleotides. RefSeq lists its product as hypothetical. The transcript has a single exon. The coding region runs from base 1 to 1161 and encodes 386 amino acids. The record is from RefSeq and is a predicted model, not a curated record. NCBI's taxonomy places the organism in Eukaryota, Pelagophyceae, Pelagomonadales, Pelagomonadaceae.